UAACUAGUAUAAGUAGAAGAGUAGUAGAGAGAAGACAUUGGAGACAAAAUCUAUCCAUUUGUUAUUUGUUGAUUUGUUAGAGAAAAGAUAACAUAAAGAAAGAGAAGAUUGAGAUUGAGAGUGAGAGAGAGGAACGGAGAUGUCAGAAGCUGAAGCAGCCAAGGCAAUAGUGAAGGAAAGAGGAGGAGCAGUGCUUGGGAAGAAGACGAUUCUGAAGAGCGAUCACUUUCCUGGCUGCCACAACAAGCGCCUCUCUCCUCACAUCGACGGCGCUCCCAACUACCGUCAGGCAGAGUGUUUACAUGUCCAUGGAGUUGCAAUUCCUACCAUGGAUGGGAUCCGCAAUGUUCUCAAUCAUAUUAAUGCCAAGACUUCCCGUCUUCUUUGGAUUAGUCUCCGCGAAGAACCCGUAGUCUACAUUAAUGGCCGUCCUUUUGUUUUGCGUGAC
Messenger RNA from Morus notabilis, 448 nucleotides. RefSeq lists its product as uncharacterized. The annotation marks the transcript as partial. The record is from RefSeq and is a predicted model, not a curated record. NCBI's taxonomy places the organism in Eukaryota, Viridiplantae, Streptophyta, Magnoliopsida, Rosales, Moraceae. The transcript is spliced from 3 exons.